Molecule: messenger RNA, 2079 nt
Organism: Colletotrichum higginsianum IMI 349063
Lineage: Eukaryota; Fungi; Ascomycota; Sordariomycetes; Glomerellales; Glomerellaceae
Product: Duf1237 domain-containing protein
Exons: 1
Coding region: 1-2079 (692 amino acids)
Biological process (GO): carbohydrate metabolic process
Source: RefSeq, a predicted model, not a curated record
AUGCCUGCCUUCACGAUGCUUAGCGGCAACAUCCAAACGCGGCGCGCCCGCAUCAUCGUCAUCGCCUUUCUCGUCAUCGUCUUCCUGCUGUUCUUCAACAACUCCCAUCUCGGCAGGGGAGGCGGCGCCGCAUACCUGGAUCCGGCGGAUGCUGGACGGCCGCCCGCCGCAGCCGACAAACCGACGCAGCAGCAGCCGCCACCACAUGGGAACCAGGACAAGGACGGCGAGCUUCCUGUUGCCCACGGCGAGCCCGACGCCGCGAGCGACAAGCUCAAGGCUGACGCCGAGGGCGGGGACUCGUACCGCAACCAGGACGAGAAUCUGGUCAAGCAGCCGGCGCCCGCAAACGCCGGCGCCAACGGUAAACCCGGAGACGCCUCGAAGCCCAGCGACGCCGCGACGACGAAGCCGCUGCCGCCGACGCCGCCCGCCGACUGCGAGUCCUUUGAGAACUGGAUGCGCAAGCGGCCCGGCCCAGCGUCCGAGGGCAAGCGCCAGUUCCCGCUCGUCCGACCCCGUCCGGAAUGUCGUACCUUCCGCCUACCGGCCAUGGAAGCGCUCAUCGAGCGCAUGAAGGGCGUCAUCAAGGACCCGGACCUGCACCGGCUGUUCGAGAACGCGUACCCGAUGACGCUCGACAGCAUGGUCAAGUGGCGCGGCUUCGCCAACGAGACGGACGAGGCGACGGGCGAGACGCGCGUGACGGACCAGGAGCUCACGUACGUCAUCACGGGCGACAUCGACGCGCUCUGGCUUCGGGACAGCGCCGAGCAGAUCAGCCCGUACCUGUCGCUGCUCGAGGCGUCCGAGGACCACGACUCCCUCGCGGGCCUAUGGCGCGGUCUCAUCAACGCGCACUCGAGGUACAUCGUCAUCUCGCCCUACUGCCACAGCUUCCAGCCGCCGCCCGAGAGCGGCAUCCCGCCGACCCACAACGACGCCUACUCGCGCAACCACCCGAUGCCGCCCUACGACCCCAAAAAGGUUUUUGACUGCAAGUGGGAGCUCGACUCGCUUGCCUCGUUCCUUAAAAUGUCUGUGGCAUACGCCGAGAAGACGGGCGACUGGCAGUUCUUCGGCAAGUACGGCUGGGUCGAUGCCGUCGAGGCGGCCGUCAACGCCGCCGGCGCCAUGCGCCUCGGCACCUACUCGGCCGAAGGCAAGGUCGAGAAGUCGGCCUGGACUUUUACGGGCUGGACGGACAGGGGUUCAGAAACUUUGACUAAUGACGGGCUCGGUAACCCGAUCCGGGAGAAUGGCAUGGUGCGGACGGCGUUCCGGCCGUCGGACGACGCGUGCAUCUUCCAGUUCCUCGUGCCGGCCAACAUGAUGUGGGCCAAGUACCUCGAGUCGGCGUCCGAGAUCAUGGCACGGCUCGAGGGCGAUCGGGCGCGCAAACUGACGACGGCGAUGCGCGAGCAGGCGCUCGGGAUCCGCCGGGGCAUCGAGCGGGACGCCAUCGUCAGCCGGCCCGGGUUCGGCGACAUAUUCGCGUACGAGGUUGAUGGGUACGGCGGCGCGAACCUCAUGGACGACGCCAACGUGCCUUCGCUGCUGGCGAUGCCGUUGUGGAAUUUUACGCAGACGAGCCUGGGGCCCGUCGAGGACGAGAAGGACAAAAAGGCGACGAAGCACGACUACACCGAGGUGUACCGCAACACGCGUCGGUUCGUGCUCAGUGACGCCAAUUCGUACUUCAUGAAAGGCCCCGUCAUCUCGGCCGUUGGCGGGCCGCACGUCGGGCCGGGCAGGGCGUGGCCGAUGGCGGCCGUCAUCGCGGCCAUGACGGCGUACGACCCGAUCUCGGGUGUCGAGGAUGUCGACGGGGAAGUCGGGACUCAGAUGCGCAUGGUGCUGGACUCGACGGCAGGUACGGGGGUCCUGCACGAGAGCGUCAACAGCUGGAACGAGAAGGUCUGGACGCGGGCGUGGUUCGGCUGGGCCAACGGCCUGUUUGGGGAGCUGAUUUUGCGGAUCGAGGAGGCAGAGAAGAAGAAGGGCGGCGGCGGUGGCCUGCUGGGGAAGAGCUGGCAGGACUCGCCUGCGUCAAGCACGGCGAGUUCCCCAAAGAUAUGA